Molecule: messenger RNA, 4814 nt
Organism: Pecten maximus
Lineage: Eukaryota; Metazoa; Mollusca; Bivalvia; Pectinida; Pectinidae
Product: cyclin-dependent-like kinase 5
Exons: 11
Coding region: 109-1029 (306 amino acids)
Biological process (GO): synaptic vesicle transport; protein phosphorylation; axonogenesis
Cellular component (GO): nucleus; cytoplasm
Molecular function (GO): cyclin-dependent protein serine/threonine kinase activity; ATP binding
Source: RefSeq, a predicted model, not a curated record
UCUUGUGCAUAGAAAUGUUUCGAAAAUGCACGAAAGUGAAGAAGCGUCGAAAGGACACUGAAUGUUAUAGAUUUUUGCUUGCCAGACUGACGCAAACUAUUUGAUAACAUGCAAAAAUAUGAGAAAUUAGAAAAAAUUGGGGAAGGAACUUAUGGAACAGUGUUCAAAGCCAAAAACAGAGAAACACAUGAGGUUGUUGCCCUCAAGAGAGUUCGUCUAGAUGAUGAUGACGAGGGGGUUCCAAGUUCUGCCCUGAGAGAAAUUUGUCUUCUGAAGGAGCUGAAACACAAGAACAUAGUGAGACUACACGACGUACUACACAGUGAAAAGAAACUUACCUUGGUGUUUGAAUAUUGUGACCAGGACCUGAAGAAAUACUUUGACAGCUGUAAUGGAGAGAUCGAUCAGGAUACUGUACAGUCCUUCCUGUACCAGUUACUGAGAGGGCUGGCCUUCUGUCACAGUAACAAUGUCCUACACCGAGACCUGAAGCCCCAGAACCUCCUCAUCAACAAGAAUGGGGAGCUGAAAUUAGCAGACUUUGGUCUCGCCAGAGCGUUUGGCAUCCCUGUGCGGUUCUACAGUGCUGAGGUAGUGACGCUAUGGUACCGCCCACCAGAUGUCUUGUUUGGUGCCAAGAUGUACUCCACAUCAAUAGACAUGUGGUCAGCCGGAUGUAUAUUUGCUGAAUUGGCUAAUGCAGGACGACCACUUUUUCCAGGAAAUGAUGUAGAUGACCAACUGAAGAGGAUCUUCAAACUUCUGGGCACUCCCACUGAGGAAACGUGGCCUAACAUAACACAACUACCAGAUUACAAGCCUUUCCAGUUAUAUCACGUGAAUACCACUUGGCAACAAGUGGUGCCAAAUCUCAACACAAGGGGGAGAGAACUCUUACAGAGACUGUUGGUGUGUAAUCCCCCGAUGAGGAUCUCGGCAGAGGAAGGAAUGCAGCAUUCAUACUUCAGUGAUCUCAAUCCAGGAAUCAAGCUCUCUUACGACAACAGUAUUGGGGUACAGACCCGGUGAAACUCGGGAAUCAAGCUCUGCUACAAUACAAAGUAUCAGACUUCAUGUAGAAUAACGGUGUCCAGAUAAUACUCUGAGAGUGAUCCAAGAUCAACUGGCUUAUGGUCAGUUCUCCCAAUACAGCAAAUAAUUACCACAAAAGACAUGUCCACAAUUCAAUGUAAUCCGUCGUAAGUCACUGUAGUCUGCAGUAGGGCUUCCCUCUGUGUUCCCUUGACAUGCCUUGAGUUUGUUGUCAUAUAUCUGUAUGUGAUGCACAUUAUAUACGUAUUGUCACAGUAGUUCAACUCUAGUCACUUGUUACCGACUCAUUUAGAGUGAGUUGGCCUUGAGCUCUGUGGAUAGAUCUCCAUACAAUAAACGUAGAUUCUGUUAUUCCUUGUCGCACAUUAAAUCCCAUUAUCAGAUGUCGAUUAUUGUCAUUAUCAUGAAGUAAUCAAUAUUUUCAUUUAUUGAGCAAUAGAUAUAAAGAAGAUAAAAAUGUUCGCCCAAAAAAAGAAAAGAUAAAAAAUAAAGACUGAUGGAAUGGAGAUUUUUUCUCACUUUCAACAAAUAGUCAUGAAAAAAAUAUUUAAGCAUUCUUAAAUUAUAUUGAAAACAAACAUGUUUUGGCACUUUCGCAUUAUAUCAUAUUAUCAGAUUUUAACAGGUUUGCUCGAUGAGGAAUUGGAACAUCCACAAUAUUUGCCAUAGAAUGCAAUAAAAACUAAUUAUCACAAUAAUUCACCAAGCUCUAAGUGCAAGAGGUGCUAAAUAAAUUUUGAUCAUAUGUAUUUUUCUACGGUAAAAAUAACAUUUACACAUUGUUAAGACAGGAUCAUUGCUAGCCUUUGUCCUUCCUCUUCCUACUUUCCUUUUCUCAGUGUUUCUUCUGUGUUGAAAAUGAUUUCACUGCUUUUGUGAGCAUGAUGUCUUAAUAUAUGGAAGAAUGACCUUAUACUAUACAAGGCAGGAUGAGAUCAUGUCCUAAGAAUGACCUUGAAUUCUUAUCAGUUCAUGGUCAGUCUUAGGACCUUGAACUGAUAAAACAGGAUAAGAUUCAGUCCUAAGAAUAUCUGGUAUGACAAUUGAAGAUCCUGGUUACCAUUUUAAAAUGUACUAGUACUGAUAUUGAGUUGUUCUGAAGUGCAGUAUCAAGGUUGUCAAUGUAUAACUUUAAGUAUUUUUUCAGCUAUAAAGACUCAUAAAAAGAGUUUCAUUAUUUAAAAAAAAAUGUCUUCAAGUUCCUGUGUGAGGAUUUUCACAGCAAUCAUUACUAAUUCCCAUAAAAAUGUUAAAAAAAUUCACUUUAAAUCAAAGUAUCUUGUGAUAUUGCUGAAUGUAACAUUUUUGUUUUUUGAAACUGUUUUUUCUUCAAUAUUUUACGCAGUUUAGCUGUUAUAAAAUGAGAUUACCUUAUGUAUCAUUAUACCAUCGUUUCAUGUUUUCUAACACAUCGCACCUUUACAGACUUGUGUCUGAAAUUAAUGCUGACCUCUCUUUACUGGACCCUAAAGCUGCCUCUGGACACUUUGAAAUGAAACAAUACACAAAAAUACCAAUACAAAUAAAAAAUCGUAAAGUUUCAUACAUCCACCUGAUUUUAUUUUACACAAACGCUACAUGUUUUCUUCACAGAAAAUCACUGUUAAAUAAAAUCACACCAUGAAGGGGAGAUGUUAUUGAUAGAUAAUUGUGAGAUGAGAUUUCUGUUUUAACAGAUGAAAGUGAGAUGAUAUAUUUGUUUUAAUAGAUGAUCGUGAGAUGAGAUACAUUCUAUGUAUUUCUGUUUUAUUAGAUGAUCAUGCGAUGAGAAAUUUCUUUUGUUAAGUAUGAAUAUUUAAUAAAUGGGCGACAUCUCCUGUUUUCCAUAUUGUGCUAUAAAAACUGGAUAUAUGGUCUCCUAUACCCAAUGCUGAUGUUGGAAAUUUGAUGGGAGCUCCCAGUAAAAUAGCACAAAUUGUUAUGUAUACCAGGAUAUGAUUGUAGGGGAAUUAAACAUAUUUUAUUUAGAUAGUCAUCACGCACACGAAGUACUGAAAUGGGGCAGAAUGUAUUCAUGGCUUCAGAAUGUGUAUUAUAUGAAUGCAUUGCGUGAAGUUUGUACAAAAGAUACAAGUGGAUGAAUUUGUUACACUAUUGUUAAAGAAUGUGUCAUGGACAAUUUAGUAAUGUAAGAGUAAAUUUUUGUAUGUGAAUUUUAAAGUCUUUGUGAGGUGAAGAUUAAUACAAUGUAUAAACAUUUUAUCAUAACAUUUAAUAUAUGGUUUGUACUGAUUUUAAAACUAAGAUUUGCCACUCAAAGUGAUGUUACUGUAUAUUAACAAUGGUACCUUACAGAACGAUGAUUUCCUGUGUAUCUAUUUAAUAUGAUGAUCUUUUUAUAAUUAGUCACAGGCUAGCAGACACUUUACCGUGGCCCAUUCUGUUCCAAUGCUACCAGUUUUGAAAAAGCAAGAAAAAGUAGUUGUUUUCAAAGUAGAAUCAGUACUUUCAAAAUUGAGCCAUUCCAAGCAUUUUUCUGAUUGGUAGUCUUGCUAUGAUCUGAAAACAACUAUUGAUGAAAUAUUGAUUCAAUAUUAUCUCUAAAUAAUACACAAAUUACAAAUUUAUUGUAUAUUGUAGAUGAACCUUUUCAUGUUGAUUUGUUAGCCCCCACAGGGACCUGUUGGGGGUGGUUGGGGGGUUGGGAGGGGCUAUAAUUUGUGUUGUGUUCGUUAAUUUCCCGUGUUUUUGUCCAGCCUUCUUCACUUUAAUUACCUGUUGUGUUUGUCCAUCCUUCUGCCAUUUUGACCUUUGACCUACAUCAAGAAAAUGUUUGUCUGGGCUCUAUCUCCUACAUUACUUGUCACUGGAAAUAAAUACUUGAGGUAUUGGUUCACCUUAUUUAUUACAAAUUUAUCAUCUCCUUGCAUUCGUGACAUACUAUUUUGCUUGGAUGGGGAGAUUGUAAUUCACAGAAUUAUCUUAUUGUACUGCACAUAUACCUUACUUGUUGUAUAUUAUUUGCUCAAGAUGUGAAUGUACCAGUCGGCUGGUAAAAGUAAAAGUAAAAGGCCAGGAAAAUACUGGACCUCCAAAGCACAGAGAUUUGGCACAAGUUCUCAACUCUGCUGUCCAUUUACAUGUAUGUUUUAAAAUACAUUUGAUAUGUACUUACAUAGACUGAUGGAUCUGGAUGUUGUGCUAAGUUCCUGUAUUACCAUGUAACACUCCGAGGUGAGAGAAGUUAUUGAUAGAAGGAAAUCGAGAGUUAAAACUUUAUUGGAACAAAGGGUUUUCACUUAAAAAAAAAAAUAGUGUUCCAUUUCACAUUUAUAUUACGAUCUCAUAUUCAGCAUUUUGCAGUAUUUGCUUUUAGAAGGCCAUUGCAAUAAAAGAUCUGUAACUAUUAGGAUACAUGCGUUGAGUGAAGCUACCACAAAUAAAACUUGUGCUUGUCAAGUUGUCACCUGCAGCUUUUUAUUUGAAGGAUAGUUAAUGCUUAAUUUCCGUGUUUUCUAGUUUUCAAAAUUACAUAACUUAAUUUUUCCUUAAUUUUGAAUUCAAAAGCUACACAAUUCCAAACAUAUGUACAUGUCUUAUCAUUGUUUUGGGUACAAAAUCCCAUAUGUUUAUUACAAGUGAAAAUAAAUUCAGACAUAUCAUGGCAAAAUUUUUUGAAACGUCCACCGACAACAGAUUAUGAGUUACUCUGUUUAGUAAUGAAAGUACCUCUACAUCUCAUGUUGUGUUUGUAUUGUCAUCUCUGAUUAUUUGUGAUUGUUUUAUUGUAAUAAAAUUAAGUAUGAACAUGUGAAGAUAAA